Messenger RNA from Punctularia strigosozonata HHB-11173 SS5, 6391 nucleotides. RefSeq lists its product as uncharacterized. The coding region runs from base 146 to 2527 and encodes 793 amino acids. NCBI's taxonomy places the organism in Eukaryota, Fungi, Basidiomycota, Agaricomycetes, Corticiales, Punctulariaceae. The transcript is spliced from 19 exons. The record is from RefSeq and is a predicted model, not a curated record.
GCCCUGCGUUUCCCUUCCACUGCUUGAUACCCCUCUGACCGUCGACGGCCAACCAAGGAUAUCCUCGUCAACUUGUCCAGCUUUCUGUGCGAUUUAACUACACAUCAGCGAGGUCUUCGCGUCUAGCAAACCGUAGCUGAUCGCGAUGUCCUACGCUCCUCGCUCACCGGUCCCGGUCUACGCGCAGCCGCAUCAACCCGGCGUAGCAUACGCGCCCACCGCAUCUCCGAUCCCUCAGCAAGUCCAAGUUCAACCUGGGCAAUAUGUCAUAGGGCAGCCAGCAACGUCUCCCUUCGGGCAACCCGGAAUGCCCCAGUAUGCCUCAAGCCAACCCGGUGUGCAGUACGCCGCGAGUCAACCGGGCGUUCAGUAUGCCUCGAGCCAACCCGGAAUGCAAUACGCCUCAAGCCAGCCCGGCGUGCAAUACGCCUCGAGCCAGCCAGGUGUUCAGUACGCCUCGAGUCAACCGGGUGUGCAGUACACCACCGGCCAGCCAGGGCCCAUGCCGGUACAACCCAUGUCGCCGACGUCUACCCAACAGAUCCAGCCUGGAUCGAUAACGUACACCACGAGCACUGGUCCGGACGGACGUACGAUCUACCAUCAGUUCAAGGCUGUUGCCGCAGCCUAUCAGACACCCCAGGGAGUGGUCAGCGGUAUCCAAUGGAUCCCAGCUGAGGCCACGUCCGUUCUUCCUCAGAACGCCCAACCUGCCACCGCGGAAUUCGCGGCGUCAUGGAAUCGUGGAUACCUGAACCGCGAUGAGGAGCGCUCCUUGAAGGACAGGCAACGCGACGAAGACAAGCGCCGUCGCAAGGAGGAAAAAGCGGCAGCUAAGCAAAGGCAGUGGGAAGAAGCGCGACGCGAGCGCGAGAUGGCUGAAGAACGCGAAGACAUGGAGCUCCGCAGGGCUCGCGAACGCGACGCUGUAUCCAUAUCUCGCAGGAAGAGCUUCAACGCCGGCGCCCCCCCCGACUCCGCCGGUCUCGUCGGAGGCUUCGGUCAAGUGCCCACGGGCGUCGGCGUCGGCGGUUACGGCGCCUCUGCUCCCUUCCCCAGCUCGGGCUACGACCGCUCGGGUUACGCAGGAUCGGGCGCGGGCGAUCUCGAGCGACGAUUCGAGAACCUUGGGUUGGACGGCAGCGCCGCUCAAGCGGAGCUGGAGUACGCGCCCGAGCGCGCCAGGCGCGAACGUAAGAGGAGUACCGGCUUCGCUCUUCCCCGCUCUCGCAAGUCUUCCGUCGUCAACUUCGACGCGCCCCCGAGGAGGCCUAUCGACGACGGGAGCCCCACCGACCCGUAUCCGCCUGGUGGGUUUGGUACGGCUGGCUCGGCCGGGUACGGCGGCGCUGGCUACCCUACCGCCCGUGGUGCACCCUCGCCCUACCACGGCGGAACUGGGCUGCCGGGCGGCUACCCAUCCGGGUACGCGGGAUCCGACGGCUCCGCCGGGCGCGAGGAAACCUACAAUAGACGCAGCUCCAUGUAUGCUGGUGGAGCAGGACGGGCCGUGUCCACCUACGCCAGCGACGGGCGCACUUACCCAGUUGGCCACAUCCUCGAGGGCCAGCCAAUGCCUAGGUCCCCCAUCCCGGGGAUGCCCGCGACGGUGGACGCUCCAUACGCCUACCCCACUUCUCGACCUCCGUCGCGCAAUGCUGGCGGAUCUUACCCCAUCGCGCGGCCAGUCUCCCGCAACGGGUAUCCCACCGCCCCUGGCGGCGGCGGCGCGUACACCGCUGCGCCCGCCGCAGUCGGCUUCCCGACGUCUCGCCCGCCUUCUCGACUGGCCGGAUCCAACAUGCCUGCCCCUGUCACUGGCGGGUUUGCAGCUGACGCCGCUGCCGGUCUCAGCACGCCGGAGGGCUUCUCUCGCCCGCCCAAUCUUGCGCAGCCGUACACGGCCUUCGAAACACUCAAGAUCCAGGAUAUGGAUGAUUUCUCCAAUUACAUCCCAAGGAUGCCACUGGUGUUGAUGCCUCAUGAUGUGUAUCACGAGGACUGGAUUCGUUUCAUGCAGGACGUUCAUCUUGCCUGGACUGGCAAACUCCCAGUUCCGGACUCUCGUCCGAGACGUCGUUCAACCCUCACCAUCGACCUCGUCGAACUGUGGAACUCGUCGUUCUUCCUCGCCCGCGGCGUCGAGGUCGUUCUAUACAAAGGUCGCGAACGCCGCACUGGCCCUGGCGCAGGCACUGUGGACCCCAACCUUCCAAUGCUCGAAGAGUCAGAGCUGCUCACGUCUUCGGAUUCGUCGUCCGACUCCGAGGACGACGACGACGCAUACUCGGAACGCGAGCGUGAGCGUUAUCGCGGCUUGUACGGAUCCAAUGCACCCUACAACCGCCAGUGGGAGGCACAAAUGGCAGAAGGUAGGCUUCGCCGGCAGGAACGGAAGGCGGAGAAGAAGAGGAGGACCAAAGAGAAGAAGCUGAGACGUAAGGUCAGGGAGAGAGAGCGCAAGUACGCCCUUUACCUGACCUACGUGCCCCUCCGGGAGUCCCCAGGCAGCUCUAUCUAUGCCUAAGGGCUUUGAAACUCCCACAUUCGAUGAUGACGACGGGGUAUUGUUUGAUUGUACUGGAAAUUUUGUUUGCUUGAAUACCUAGGGUCUGCGUAUAUGCUUUCGAUCUGCCGUGUAUCAAAACGGAACUAUAGUUACAUGAAUAGGAACACAUGGAACGCGCUAGAGGAAGUGUUGACCAACAGUCCGUGGAAUAUCGCAAUUAUUGCUAUCAUGCUUAGUAUCGGCCUCCCCGGUACGAGUUGUUAUAGGAAGCCUGUCCUCGUGAGUAUCCGGUGUUGCUCGAGCCAUAGCCACCGUAGCCUCCACCCCCACCACGACCAUUGCUUUGUCCUCCAUAUCCGCCACCGCGGCCGUUGCUAGCUGCCCCAUACCCUCCGUAGCCGCCGCCGUAUGGAUUGGGCGGAUUACCGUUGUUAUAAACUCCUUGUCCUCCGUAGCCCCCUACAUCUUGUCCUCCAUAACCUCCUCCACUGUAACCUCCUCGAUAUGGAGGUGCGGAACCCCGCCCGUAGCUGCCAGCCCCGUAAGCAUUGCUGGCAUAUGGAUCAUGGUCACCUCUUGCAGGUGGUGGACCACCACGACCGGCCCCACCAUAACCGUAGUUGUUAUAGUUCGUGGGUGGCUGAGCAUUUCCAUAUCCACCGUAAACCUGGCUCGGUGGUUGUUGCGGCGGAUAAGACUGGCGAGGUCCUGAUAACGGUCCUCGGGAACCUUGGGAAUGACCGCCGUAUGUGUUGCCACCGCGAUUGCUGUAGGUGCGGUCGGCACCGUAGUUGUUGGAGGCAUAGGCCCCCGGCGCGUUCCUGUAGCCAUCAUUAUCGGACCGGCCGCGGUCAGAUCCACCACGACCGCCACCGCGACCGCCGCCUCCCCGGCCGCGAUAUGUGCCAGCUGCUCUUUGCCGAGUGACCUCCAGAUCAUUCGCGUUGAGAACUCGCGCAGGUCGCUUAGUGCCGCGUAGCAGAACUGAGCGAUGUGGCGUUAGCUGCUUCGGGAAGAAGUACAGAGCCGACAGGGAUCGAUCGUUCGGUAUAUCUGGCAAGUCGGCUCCUUUAAUGCCCUUAAUCGGCGAAUAAUACGUGGAACCAGGGAGGCAAGCCGGAUCGGGCAAAAGACUUCCAUUGAUGCCUCUGCUAAAAUCCGGGUUGAUUGGGACGGGCUUGUCAUCCUUUCGUUUGCCAUAUAAGGCUUCGAUGGUCGGGUAGAGGCCAUUCUCAUCGCCGACAAACAAGAAGUUAUUUCCCCACUUGUUACGAUGCCGUUCGUCAUCCGAGAUAUGAUUGUAAGGUUCCGACAUAGCAUCGAGAAGACGCUUUUCAUCAAUGAAAGGCAACAACGCGACUCCUUGCCACGCCAUCUUUUUGCCAUUCAUGUCGAUCUGGAACGUAGUGGGGUAGAAAUCGAUGAUGGGGGAGUCCUCAUCCGUCAUCAAGCGUUGGAAGGGUUCAGGUAUGUGUUUUCGACUAGCCGCAGGGAAUACGCCCAUGAGCUGUUCAAAUGGCUUGAACGGUGAACCAAUGUUAAACUUGAUGUCCAUCUUUUCGAGUUCCUCGAAGUCGGCAGCGAAGGGCGCAAAGUGAUACGGGUAGUACCAUUGCCAUGAUGGUGUGCCUUGGUAGUAGUAGUGCAAGACCCAUGCCAUGCCCUCAACAUAGGAUUUGGUCAAUUGUUUCUUGAACUCGGUAUCAGUGUAUUCCACGCCAAAUUUCUGGCGAUAAUACCGUUCCUUAUAGCCGGGCUCCCAUAACUUGACGAAGUCCUCCUGUUCUACGGUCCCAUCGGCAUUCACCUUCAUCGCCAAUGUUGCCGUUUCGGCGUCAGCAGGCGCAUCAUCCUCUUCCGGGAUGAUGGUGAUGUCUUCAUCUUCUUCAGCGUCGGCCAAAGAUUCAUCGAUUUUGCGUUUGACACCUCGCGGUCCCUCAGACACGUCGUCGGUCAUCGAUGCGUCUGGGUCCUUGUCUGCCAUCACCCCGUUGGCUACAUCUGCGCCAUUCGCGUUGGGGAAACCAUCGGUUUCAGCCAUAGUUGCGAGGGUAGAUAUGGAGGCUGAUAAACCGGGUACGUCAGACUCAGUAUCAUCGCUCGCAGGAACUGUAGCCGCAGCCACCACCGUGGCCUGCGCGAUCGAUUCGGGGGACAGGGAUGCGGGCAAGGAAGUAGACGGAGUCUCAGGUAAUUGGACAGUGUUAACAGGCUUGGGGGGUAAUGAAGCCUUCGCGGAUGGUUUGAGAGGCUGAAGCCCAGCCAUCUCUGCCUUCAAUGCCUCAGCCGCAUUCAUAUUUGCCAUACGAAGUGCUGCUCGAUUGGCUACCCAGUCAUGGUUCGAGCCAGCAAUCGCUUUGGUCACGCCAGCGUUCUGUUCGGCCGACGACGAGGACGUGGAGCUGCCGAGGCCCAUGGAGUCAGCGGCGAGCGCGAAGUCUGUCUGAGGUUUCUGAGGCAAGGACGGAUGUAUAGGAGGAGGAGCAGCAGGAUUUGCAGUCAAUUGCAGAUUAGGCGAAGGGCCAGUGGUGAUAGCUGAAGCACCAAUGGAAACAUCUACAACUUUGGAUCUCUCAGUUUUUCGACGUUUGGCUUCCUGAUCCUGACGCUCCUCCGCUUCACGCCUUCGACGGAAUAUAUCGUCUUCCCUACGAGCCAAGCCCUCAAGAAUGAUUUCCACCCGCUUGUACUCCAAUUGCCCAUGAUCUGUAAGAUACCCGCCCAUACGUGGCAACUCAGCUCUCCAGAUUUUUAGGAGAGUGUCGAUGGCGCCUUCGCGGAUCUCCAAAGAUGGCAGAUGAGGCAAGAAGUCGUUACCGACGAAGAAGAUGAGCAAAACCCAGUCAUCGAUGGCCCGUUCGAGGUCGAAUGUAAAUGGCGUCUGCGGAACGUCUAGUUCGACUUCCAAAUACUCGCGUAGAAUUGCGACAUCGAGGAAAAUAAACGGCUUCUUUUCAGGCGGAGUCUUCUUGAUUUCCUUCUUCUCGCCGGUGCAUUGCGCUGCAUAAUGACCCUCUUCGCCGCAGAUUCGGCAUGCUGUCUUGCUACCGUCCUGGAAGAAAACAUCUUCUCGGAGGACACGGAAAUGAGGCUCGUGAGUAGCUAAUGACAACAUGAUAAGAUCAGCAUCCAAUCCGUAGAUGACAUGCUGGGUGUUUGGAUCGUGACCAGGGUUAGAUCGUUGUCGGCGGAUGAAGUCCAUGAUCUUGUGUUCUCCUUCUCCCGGGACGCUUGCAUCGGAUAUAUAGACUUGCAUGUUCUUCCAGCCAGGGUCCGUAUUAAUUUUCUGCACAACCCAAUAUCGCAAAGACCUCGCGAGGAGGUCCAUGAAUGGUGUUCCCGGAGUAAUGGCAUUGGAGUCCCAAGCCUUCUUGUUCUUCUCUUCCGCGCUGACUGUCUUGCCCAUAGCUUCCCAUAUUUCGAAGGACUCCAAACGUGCCUCCUCUUUGUCUUUGGCUUCUUGAGCGGCUCGGAAACGUCUCGACCGCUGCUGGUUCAUCUUUGCGCGAGGAGCAACGCCGUCGAUAGCCAUGAAAAGCAGUUUUCGUGGCCGUAUCAUGUUCACGACACGUUCCGUGUAGUUGAAAAUUUCAAUCAUCAUUUCCUCCUCGGUUUCCGGUGCGGGCUUGCCUUCCGGAUGAGUGCACGGAUGGACAAUGCCGUUCAUAUCCAAAUAUAGGUUGUCGAAUUCAACGCCAUUAGGGUUGGGACGGGAUAUAUCCACGGGUACAGUCACCUCCUCGCCGGAGUCGGUGACAAGCUUCUCCGGCGUGGCUUCAUGUACAGGUAGCACAAUCUUAGGAUACUUCUUGCUGAGCCAGCGGAACAGCGCCGGAACACCCAUCUUUUCCCGAAGAAAAGGUCUAAGAAAGCGGGUAACGG